UUCCGCGUGAUUUUGUGACUUGAAAAUAAUUCACGCUGACUCCAAUGAAUGGUCUUAGAAAUUAAAACAAUAAAUAUUUAACUAAAAAAAAUAAUUUAUUAUUAAAUAAAAUGUUAUCACGAGCUGCUGUGUGUAUUAAUAAUCGUGUGUUAUCAAAAACACAUGUAAUAUCACAGAAAUUUACGAAUCGUUCAAUCCACGUGACAUGUAGAAGUGUCACCUCAAAGUUACGAUUAAAUUUGUCAAGGAAAUCAACUCCGGCUAUUUGCUCAUCAUUUGUACGAGGAAUCAACACCGAUGGUGCGGAAAUAAAAAGUGUCACCGGGGAAUCUGUUAAUAAAGUAACUGAAAAUGUCACCCCAGCAACUGGACCAUUGGAAGCUAUUCCAGAUGUACCUGUACCACCACCAGUGACUGUUGAAGAAAUAGUAUCCGCUACAAAUGCACUAGGAGAACCGACUUUACAAUCCCUUGGACUCGGUGGUUGGUCGCCUAUUGGUAUUAUCCAACAAUUAUUAGAUAUGGUCCAUGUUUCGUGCGGAUUGCCAUGGUGGGCAACAAUUGCACUUGGAACGGUUUGUGUCAGGACUUUACUAUUUCCAUUAGUAGUAAUAUCUCAAAGAAGUACAGCGAAUUUACAUAAUACAUUACCUGGAUUACAAAAAAUACAAAAUAAAAUAACAGAAGCUAGAGCCGUUGGUGAUCAAUUGCAAGCUGCACGUUAUUCGCAGGAGCUGAUGUUUUAUAUGAAAGAAAAUCAGUGCAAUCCUUUGAAAUCAAUGAUCGUUCCAUUGUGUCAAGCACCGAUAUUUAUUUCAUUUUUUUUCGGAUUAAAACGGAUGACAAAUUUACCAGUGGAUAGUAUGCGUCAAGGUGGGCUCUGGUGGUUCACAGAUCUCACUGUUACUGAUCCUUAUUUUAUAUUACCAAUAAUGACAAGUGCUACACUAGCAAUUACUCUUAAGCUGGGUAUCGAUGGUCCAAAAUUGGAGACUAUGGGAAUGAUGAAAUAUGUUAUACAAGCUAUUCCUAUUAUAAUUUUACCAUUCACUAUAAAUUUCCCAUCUGCAAUCGUUUGGUACUGGGUAUCAACAAACAUAUAUUCAUUGAUGCAAGUUUCUAUAUUAAAAAUUCCUAAAAUAAGAGAAUUAUGUAAAAUUCCCAAGCAAAUACAACAUCCGCCCAGCCAAUUACAACCAAAGAAAGCUUUCAAAGAAGGAUUCAAAGAGUCUUGGAGUAACAUGAAAACUGCACGUGAAAUGGCUGAUCGUCAACAUUUGGACACAAUUCAAUUCAAUAAAUUCGGCAGAGGACCUUUACCCAAAACAUAUGCAUACAAUCCUGUCGAAGAUUCAAAAAAACGUGCAGUAGCUGCUGACAAAAGAUGAAUUUAUACUUUAAUUAAUUAUGUAUCAUAAAAAUAAUAAAAAAGAAAAAGAAACAAAAAAAAAUUUUUUAAUUUUUAUGUGUAAUAGUUCUAUUUAAUAAAAAUAUAAAUUAUCUUCUGUAA
Molecule: messenger RNA, 1510 nt
Organism: Microplitis demolitor
Lineage: Eukaryota; Metazoa; Arthropoda; Insecta; Hymenoptera; Braconidae
Gene: OXA1L
Product: mitochondrial inner membrane protein OXA1L
Exons: 8
Coding region: 111-1388 (425 amino acids)
Biological process (GO): protein insertion into mitochondrial inner membrane from matrix; mitochondrial respiratory chain complex IV assembly
Cellular component (GO): mitochondrial inner membrane
Molecular function (GO): membrane insertase activity
Source: RefSeq, a predicted model, not a curated record